This is a messenger RNA of Saprolegnia parasitica CBS 223.65, 734 nucleotides long. Its product is annotated as thiamine-phosphate pyrophosphorylase. Lineage: Eukaryota; Oomycota; Saprolegniomycetes; Saprolegniales; Saprolegniaceae. The transcript has 2 exons. Gene Ontology annotation, cellular component: cytoplasm. The coding region runs from base 1 to 699 and encodes 232 amino acids. Gene Ontology annotation, biological process: thiamine biosynthetic process. Gene Ontology annotation, molecular function: thiamine-phosphate diphosphorylase activity. The record is from RefSeq and is a predicted model, not a curated record.
AUGUUGGCAGCCGCCGGUCGCCAGACGCUCGCGAAGCGACCAUGGCUCUACUUUGUGACGCCGAGCCUCUCGUCGACAGACGCGAUCCUUCCGCUCGUGGCCAAGGCCAUCAAGGGCGGCGCCAACAUCAUCCAGCUCCGCAACAAGACGUGGCCCGCAGAGGCGCCCGAGCUCUUGGCGAUGGCGACCGCCUUGCGUGAUCUCACGCGCGCGCACGACGUCCCGUUCCUCGUCAACGACCACGUGGCGCUCGCACUCGAGGUCGGCGCUGACGGCGCGCAUAUUGGCCAAGAAGAUACGUCGGUUGCCGAUGCCAAGGCGCUGCUCGCGGCAGCCGACGCGCGUGACUUUAUCCUCGGCGUCACGGUGCGCGAUGCCACCCAAGCCACCAUCGCUUGCCAAGCCGGUGCGUCGUACUUGGGCGUCGGACCUGUCUACUCGUCGAGCACCAAGGCCCACGCCAACAACGGCGAGACCAUUGGCAUCCGCGGCCUCGAGAGCGUUGUCGAGACGGCCCGCGCCUUUCACGUACCCGUCGUCGCUAUCGGCGGUAUUGACGCAAGCCGGGUACAAGGCUGCAUGCAGGCCGGCACCGCCGGUGUCGCCGUCGUCGCCGCCAUCAGCAGCGCCGCCGACGUCACAAGUGCAUCUACCGCCCUCUACCGCAACGUCGCAUUGUACCACCGCGCGUUGGUCUAAGCUGAAGCACAUCGCUCAUAGAGAAGAUACACGUG